Messenger RNA from Etheostoma spectabile (orangethroat darter), 6358 nucleotides. It is a transcript of the gene kcnt1a, whose product is annotated as potassium sodium-activated channel subfamily T member 1a. Gene Ontology annotation, cellular component: plasma membrane. Bases 347 to 4156 code for a protein of 1269 amino acids. Gene Ontology annotation, biological process: potassium ion transmembrane transport. The record is from RefSeq and is a predicted model, not a curated record. NCBI's taxonomy places the organism in Eukaryota, Metazoa, Chordata, Actinopteri, Perciformes, Percidae. Gene Ontology annotation, molecular function: outward rectifier potassium channel activity; intracellular sodium-activated potassium channel activity. The transcript is spliced from 31 exons.
GCUACCUCAGGAAGGAAAGCUCUCAUCACCGUUAUGUUCACUGCUGCCAACCUGUCCUCUGCAUCUCCCACAUUUUUUUGGGGACAAAUUAUUUCAUCUGCACCUCUCAGUUUGUGUGUUUAACGAGUUUAUUAGCCAGUUGUCAUUUUGCUCGCAGCCUCUUUAGCCUAUCUGCAUUGACAAAAAAAACCUCCAUACUUCCAUACCUUCCAUACCUCCGACAUGCACCUGGAUAGGUGAGGUGUGCAUCCAACACAUAGGGAGAUAUCACCCGGUUUUUUUUUUUUUUUACAAGAGCGCGCGUUUCUCUCCCUGUGACCACCCUUUUUUGGCAGAUCACCCUCCGAUGCAAUUAACCCAGGAAGAAGACUUUGUCAAGGGGGACUCAACGCCGACCACAGCAGCUCUCCAGUCCGACGGCAGCGCCGGAUCACCGGUCAAAAUGUGCAGUGAAUGUUACGUGAAUCAGACAUUUGUGCACGAUGAUGGGACCGUGAACAAUCACAAGCAACGCUCUUCUCCAGCACCGCUCCAGACCAACGUCAACAGCAGCGGGGUUAUCUUGGACAUCUCCACUCUUACUAUGGAGCAGCAGGAGAGUGAGGAGGUGCUUCCGCUGCCUCCCCGCUUCCGCUUCAGAGACCUACUGCUCGGGGACCAGAGCUUCCAGAAUGAUGACAGAGUGCAGGUGGAGUUUUAUGUGAAUGAAAACACCUUCAAGGAACGUCUGAAGCUUUUCUUCAUCAAAAACCAAAGAUCAAGCCUUCGGAUUCGUGUGUUUAACUUCUCCCUGAAGCUGCUCACCUGCCUGCUGUACACCAUCCGAGUGGUGACCGAUAACCCGGGUCAAGGCGCCAGCGCCAGUCACAGCGCAGGACAGCAGAACGCUCCCAGUGGCAACAACAAAUGUGUCGACUGCCAAUGGAACGGAUCCGUGCAGGACAGAGAAAUUAACUGGGAUUUGAUCUUCUGGGUGGAUAGAAAGAUUCCUGUCUGGGCCAUUCAAGUGAUUGUGGCCAUCAUUAGUUUCCUGGAGACUAUGUUACUAAUGUAUCUGAGCUACAAGGGGAACAUCUGGGAGCAGAUAUUCCAAGUGUCCUUUCUUCUAGAGAUGAUCAACACCGUUCCCUUCAUCAUUACGAUCUUCUGGCCCUCAAUCAGAAACAUCUUCAUUCCCGUGUUUCUCAACUGCUGGCUGGCUAAGUGUGCUUUGGAGAACAUGAUCAAUGAUGUCCACAGAGCAAUCCAGAGGACCAACUCAGCCAUGUUCAACCAGGUCCUAAUUCUCAUCUGCACCCUGCUCUGCCUGGUCUUCACUGGCACAUGUGGAAUCCAGCACCUGGAGCGAGCAGGCAAAAAUCUCUCCCUCUUCAAUUCCUUCUACUUCUGCAUUGUCACCUUCUCCACCGUGGGCUUUGGAGACGUCACCCCCCGCAUAUGGCCCUCGCAGCUGUUGGUGGUCAUCAUGAUCUGUGUGGCUCUGGUGGUGCUGCCUCUGCAGUUUGAGGAGCUGAUGUACCUGUGGAUGGAGAGACAGAAGUCUGGAGGGAAUUACAGCCGCCACAGAGCACAGACGGAGAAACACGUAGUGCUGUGUGUCAGCACACUAAAGAUAGACCUGCUCAUGGAUUUUCUCAAUGAAUUAUAUGCCCAUCCUAGACUGCAGGAUUACUAUGUAGUGAUCCUGUGCCCAAGUGAAAUGGACCUCCAGGUCCGGAGAGUGCUUCAGAUCCCUCUGUGGUCUCAAAGGGUCAUCUAUCUACAAGGAUCUGUUCUCAAAGACCAGGACCUGCUAAGAGCUAAAAUGGAUGACGCAGAGGCUUGUUUCAUUCUAAGCAGUCGUAACGAAAUGGAUCGCAUGGCUGCGGACCAUCAAACCAUCCUGAGAGCCUGGGCAGUGAAGGACUUUGCUCCAAAUUGCCCCCUUUAUGUCCAAAUACUUAAACCUGAAAAUAAGUUUCAUGUAAAAUUUGCAGAUCAUGUUGUUUGUGAGGAGGAGUUCAAAUAUGCCAUGUUGGCUCUUAACUGUGUGUGUCCGGCCACCUCCACCUUGGUCACGCUCCUUGUACACACCUCCCGCGGACGAGAAGGACAACAGUCUCCGGAGCACUGGCAGAGGAUGUACGGAUGUUGCUCUGGCAACGAGGUCUACCACAUCCGAGUGUGUGACAGCAAGUUCUUUGGAGAGUAUAACGGCAAAAGCUUUACAUACGCCUCCUUUCAUGCUCACAAGAAGUACGGCGUGUGUCUGAUUGGUAUAAAGAGGGAAGACAACAAGAGCAUCCUGCUGAACCCUGGCCCGCGCCACAUCAUGGCUGCCACAGACACGUGCUACUACAUCAACAUCACUAAGGAGGAGAACUCAGCCUUCAUCUUCAACCAGGAGGAGAAGAAGGGCCGCCCUGCCGGGGGACGCUAUGACGGGCCCUCGCAGCUUCCUGUACACAGCAUCAUCGCUAGCAUGGGCACUGUUGCCAUGGAUCUUCAGAAUACGAGUCCACCUGACGUCUCAGGUGGUAGACUGGUCCCACCUGCAUUAAAUGGAACAGAGGGCCGCAGGCCAAGCAUCGCUCCAGUUCAGGAGAUCGCCGACUCCGCCUCAAUUCUGCCAUGUGACCUCCUCAGUGACCAAUCAGAAGAUGAUUCUGUCUUCACAGAUGAAAAAGGCCACUCAUCUACUGAGUACGUGAAAGGUUAUCCCCCUAACUCGCCGUACAUUGGGAGCUCGCCUACCUUGUGCCAUCUGUUGGCUGAAAAAGCACCGUUUUGCUGCCUACGACUUGACCAGGGUUGCAGGCACAACAGCUUUGAGGAUGCUAAGGCUUAUGGUUUUAAAAACAAGCUCAUCAUUGUGUCUGCUGAGACUGCAGGGAACGGUCUUUAUAACUUCAUAGUGCCCCUCAGAGCUUAUUACAGACCGAGGAAAGAACUCAACCCCAUUGUCUUGCUGCUUGAUAACUCUCCAGAAAAUCACUUUCUGGAGGCCAUCUGCUGUUUUCCUAUGGUCUACUACAUGGCUGGGACCAUAGACAAUCUGGACAGCUUGCUGCAGUGUGGCAUUAUCUACGCCGAUAAUUUGGUUGUUGUGGAUAAAGAGAGUACGAUGAGUGCUGAGGAGGACUACAUGGCCGAUGCCAAAACUAUUGUCAAUGUACAGACGAUGUUCAGGUUGUUUCCCAGUCUCAGCAUUAUCACAGAGCUUACUCAUCCAUCCAACAUGAGAUUCAUGCAGUUCAGAGCAAAGGACUGCUAUUCACUGGCCCUCUCCAAGCUGGAGAAGAAAGAGCGUGAUAAAGGUUCCAACUUGGCCUUCAUGUUUCGCCUACCCUUCGCUGCAGGGAGAGUAUUCAGUAUCAGCAUGCUGGACACCCUGCUGUAUCAGUCUUUUGUGAAGGACUACAUGAUCCUUAUUGCAAGGUUGCUGCUGGGGCUGGACACCACUCCAGGAUCAGGAUACCUCUGUGCUAUGAAAGUAACAGAGGAAGAUCUGUGGAUUAGUACUUAUGGUAGAUUGUUCCAGAAACUCUGCUCCUCUAGUGCUGAAAUUCCUAUCGGGAUCUAUCGGACAGAAUCCCACAUUUUCUCGACUUCUGAGUCGCAGGUAUCAGUCAGUGUUGAUGACUGCGAGGACACCAAGGACAAGGGGGACGAGUCUCGCAGCAAUGAUCAAUCCGAUCACCCUCUGCUGAGGAAGAAGAGCAUGCAGUGGGCACGGCGUCUGAGUAAGAAAAGCAUGAAGCGGCAGGGAGUGAGCCGCGACUCGAGCAAGGACCACGCCCAGCGCAUCGCUCAGCAGCGCCUCAACUUCUACCGACGCUCUGAGAGAGAAGAGCUGUCUGAGCUGGUCCGCAACCGCAUGAAACAUCUGGGCCUCCCCACCUCUGGAUAUGAAGACCUCACUAAUCUGACAGCCAGCGACGUCAUGAACAGAGUUAAUCUAGGAUACCUACAAGAUGAGCAGAAUGAUCACCAAAACACCUUGUCCUACGUCUUGAUCAACCCGUCUCCUGACACCAGGCUGGAGCUCAAUGACAUUGUGUACUUGAUUCGUUCAGACCCUCUGGCUCACGUCCCAGAGGUGCCUCCUGUCCACAGAAGCAGCUUGAGAGAGACACAUGAGGGCAGCAUGGACGCCAGAGAGGACACCCAGCUCUGAUUCCAUCAUGACCUUCACUGGUACACUCUUUCGUAAUCACCCCCUUCAGCUUUGAUGGGGGUCUGGUUGCAGCCAUGCAGGUUCAGUCUGAAAGAGAACAAUUUGUGCUACAAUGUUCCAGCACUGCAGUCUAUAACUGUAUUAUAUGAGUGCCUACUGUUUGGCAGGUGACAUUUAACCUCAUCUGUGACGUCAUCCUUUUGCUACAAUGUAAGAAUAGUGCAUUCGUUGCUAUGAAAGCGUGUUGAUCGUCAGGGACAAGCUUGUUAACACAAUAAUUCAGCUAAGUAAAAGGAUUUGAAUCUGUUCCAUCACAUCUGCAGCAUUGCCCUUGAUUAGAGUGUGUUAGAGAGAUUCACCAAACAAAAGAACCUUUGAUUGAAGUGAAUUGUAUAUUUUGCUUCUGCUCUUCCCGGUUGUGGCUCCCUUGGGAAAGAACAAGUUGGACAUCAAAAUUAGAGAUUUUAGGACGCAGAGUAUUUUUUUUGCAGGCUUUAUUUAACAGAAAUCAGGUGCAAUUAUUCUUAAUUUCACAGGGCCAGAUACACUCACCUUUUCCCCACCAAUAUAAAAUAUAAUCAUAAAAUUAAAAAAAAAGGUUUAACAGUAUGUGACUAUGACUAUGUGAAUGUAAAUAAAUAUGUGCAGUAAAGCUUUCCUUUAAAGCUUUUUUCUGUAGCUGAACCAUAGAAGUACAUAUUUGUUCAGUGGUGUAGAGGUCUUGAUUAGUAUGUUUUGUACAAACAAUGAUGGUUACUUAUAUGUUUCUCUGCAGUGCUUUUCUUAGGUUGGAUGAGGUUUUUGCACUACAAGUGCUUAGUUCAACCCUUUUAACAGGUCGUGCCAUACAGUCAGUAUUGUGCCAUAAAGGAUUUAUUUGAUUUGUUUUAUAUAAUUGUAACCAGAAAACCUCAUUUUACUUUCAGCACUGCUCAGUGAAAGAAUGUGCUUAUGAAUUUACAUUUUGUGGCUGUUUGGACAAGGUAUGCAUUUCUAAAAUACUACAUCUUGUACACAAGAAUGUUUAACUUCAUCCAUAUUUAAAUAUUGAAAAUAUUUGUACUGGAGUUUUAUUUUACUUUGCACAUUAAAGUGCUAUAUUAUGAAAAAAUAAUUUUGAAACUGUUAGUGUGAGUUGUCUGAUAAUUUAGCCUUAGUACUGCUACAUGUCUUACCAUACAAAUGGCAAUUUAAAGGAAUAGUUUUAGGAAUUUGCUGAGAUUUAAAUGAGAAGCUCAACACCACUCAGGUCUGCAAUUCUACUCUUGUGUGUACACUAAAUGUUAAGCUACAGCCAGGAGAAUGUUAUCUUGGAUUAGAUGCUAAAGGCUGGAAAUGGGUAAACAGCUAAUGUCAGAAUUCAAUGAAGAUUCAUCACAGUUACCAGCCUAAAUGGAAAGCGGAAGGCCACAUCAGAGUAACACUGAGGUCUGUGUGAAACACAGUUUUGUAGUAAAUAUACUCUAUAAACUAUAAAUAAAAUAACUAAAUAAAAGGAGAGAUAAUUGUGAAGUAGAUGUGAAGGACAAGGAGAUGUUAACGGAAAGCAGGUAGGAGAAGCACAGAGAGAAGGGUUAGAAGAUAAGAAAGUAGGAGGUAGCGGUGUGACUAACAUGUGAGUCACAUUACUGGCAACCAAGAGUGGAGACGAGCUCUAAUCAGGCAACUCAAGUGGAAACACCUGUGUUGUUUUAAUGUGGGUGCAGUGGCUUGAUAUAUUGUUUGUGGAAGAAUAAACUGCAAACGGGAGAACAGGUGAGGCAAUAUAACUAGUAAGAGCAGGGCAAUGACUUAAAUCAAUCCCUAGUUGCUAUAUAGUGCACCAUUUACUGCCUCUCUUGUCACUUUAAUUCUCUAUAUUAUAUAGUGCUCUGCAACACACUACCUUCUGCUAACAAAUGCUGGUACACUUCCUUGGAACAUGUUGCUUAAUAACGGUUCCUGCUGUAGGAUGUAUGAUUUUGUAGUUUUUGCAGGUUAAAGAAAGAAAAAAAAAUGUUCCUCGCAGAUUUUUUUUUGGGGGGGGGGAAUAGCAUACUAUAUAUUCCUUGUCUCAUCCGUACAAGCACUAAAGUGUUAAAACACCAAGUUGUAGUUUUGUGCAGGACUGUUUCUUGGCCGAGACCAGGGACCUCUUUAUAGAUUAAACUAAAAUGUAACAUGUAAAUUAUUGAGCUUUAGAGAUGAUUGCGUUUUUCCUGA